CGACUCCAUCCAGAACACCAGGACUUACACAUACGUGAUUACCAAGAUGCUUUAUGUGGGUAUUUUUGUGGGACUGGUGUUAGAGUCCUGGUCUUUACCUGUGCAGAACUCUUCACUGAUUCAUCAGACAAGGCUGAGGUCAAAGAGAGAAUAUCCAGAGCAUUAUGUGAAUUCUGAGGACAUGAAUGCCAUGGACAGGAUCCUCAGAGUAAAUCAACGUAUGUGUGUGUCCAGAGGUUUUCCUUUAAGAGAAGGUGACAUCCUGAGUUCAGGAUCCCGCAGUGCCAUCAUAUGUUUAGGAGAUUCUUGCCGCUGGCCCAGAUCUGUUGAUGGUUUUGUGUAUGUACCGUACAUCAUCUCUCCAACAUAUGAUUAUAUGGACAGGAUCACCAUAGAAACCGGAAUGUUGGACAUUUCCUCUGCAACAUGUGUGAAGUUUGUGCCUCGCACACAUGAAGCAAACUUCCUCAACAUCCAGUCUAGAACCGGCUGCUGGUCAUAUCUGGGAAUGAUCGGAGGCAGUCAGACCGUGUCUUUGCAGUCUCCGGGCUGUAUGUGGUCAGGAGUGGCAGCUCAUGAGCUAAUGCAUGCUCUGGGAUUUGUACAUGAACAGUCCCGCUCUGAUCGUGACCACCACGUCUCCAUCCUGUGGGAAAACAUCAUAGAUAAUCAAAGGCACAACUUUAAAAAGUAUGAGACAAACAACCUCAAUACUGCAUAUGACUAUAGUUCUGUCAUGCACUAUGGGAGGUAUGCCUUCUCAGAGGAUGGUGGACCCACCAUCAUCCCUAAACCAGACCCAUACAUUCCCAUUGGCCAGCGAGACGGACCAAGUCCGACAGACAUUCACAAAAUAAACAUAUUGUAUAACUGUGGUGGCCGAGUGUGAAACAACAAGCUUAUGAAAUGGACCCAACAUUAUUAACUGGACAAGAGGCACCUGACUCCUGUAUUCACCUUUCCUUCUCAUUUUAUGAUGGUUUGGCAGUGUGAUGUAUUUUGACACUAUUUAUAUUACAGUACAUAACAGAUCAUGUUAAAUACAGCAAAUUAUUUAACAGGACAAUAUCAUAAAUUCUUUUUGGGCAAAUUAAAUAUAACAGAAUCCAAAAUAAAGCAAAGAAAAAAAAACUAGGUCUAAAUAUGUGUUUUAGAAAUGCAGUCUUUGUGUUCAUGUUGUUUUAUAUGAAAUUGGUUUACCAUUUUCAGCAAAAAUGUAAACGUAACGAACAUUUAAAUGUCAUAUGGUAUAAAUGCAUUAGACAUUUUUUCUUACACCUUGAAUACAUAUGUGUGUGCACAUUAAUCAUUAUUUAAAAAACAAAAUGAUAUUUAGUAUAUUUUUAUGGUAAAGUAGUUGUUUAUUCAUAGAUUUUAUAGGGUUUUGGGGAGUCAUACCAAAUAACAUUUUCAACCUGAACUAAUCUUGCCAUAUACAAUGAAAAAAUUGGUGUAGGGUCUACUUUGAAAUAAUUUUCACACAUCAGUA
This is a messenger RNA of Cyprinus carpio (common carp), 1489 nucleotides long. It is a transcript of the gene he2, whose product is annotated as high choriolytic enzyme 1. Gene Ontology annotation, biological process: proteolysis. Bases 47 to 889 code for a protein of 280 amino acids. NCBI's taxonomy places the organism in Eukaryota, Metazoa, Chordata, Actinopteri, Cypriniformes, Cyprinidae. The transcript is spliced from 9 exons. The record is from RefSeq and is a predicted model, not a curated record. Gene Ontology annotation, molecular function: metalloendopeptidase activity; zinc ion binding.